This is a messenger RNA of Mangifera indica (mango), 2795 nucleotides long. Its product is annotated as dnaJ homolog subfamily C member 2-like. The transcript is spliced from 3 exons. Gene Ontology annotation, biological process: 'de novo' cotranslational protein folding; regulation of translational fidelity. The coding region runs from base 404 to 2338 and encodes 644 amino acids. Gene Ontology annotation, cellular component: cytosol. Gene Ontology annotation, molecular function: ribosome binding; Hsp70 protein binding. The record is from RefSeq and is a predicted model, not a curated record. Lineage: Eukaryota; Viridiplantae; Streptophyta; Magnoliopsida; Sapindales; Anacardiaceae.
CCUCCCAACCAGAAUCGGCUCGAAGCUAUCUAACUGAUACGGCAGCGUUUAAACUUAUAUAUGUGCCCUUAUUUCUCUUCAGGUACUAUAAAAGAAAAACAAGAAUAUAUAUAUAUAGAUAUAGAGCCAACCUGAGCCCUAACCAAACCGACCUUCUCAGCUUGUGUUACUCUUGAAUUUCUCCGAGUUUCUGCCUCUUUCACUCACUCUCUGUCUUCGCCGCCGCCACCGACUGAAAAAGUUGUUUUCCGGCCGGGCGAAGAAAACCUGUCAACCCUCUUAGCUUCAAAUUUGUUUAUUUAUUUGACAUCCAUAUGUGAAGAAGGGUUUUGAAUCAGCAUAAAGCCAUUUAGGAUAUUGUUACCAGCAUAGACCUUUCUUUCUUUAAGGAUUUUGAAGCAUUAUGGUAAUCCACACGAGUUAUCCUCUGAUUUCCUACUCAAAAGAGAUUGUAGAUGGACAGCCAAUUUUUGUUUGUUCAAAUUGUCUUCCUGUAAAGGCUUCAAAAUAUGAACCUGCUGGCCAUUCUUUUCAUGCUGCUGCACUUAAACUCCUUGGAUGUGAGGAAGAUACUAAUGCUGAUGAUCAUAAAGUCUCCAAUGAUAAAGAACAGACAUCUUUGCCACAAUAUGAGUCUUAUAGUAGCAAAGGUAAAAAGAAAUCAGGUACAGCUAGCAAUCAGCAGGAUCAUUAUGCAUUGCUGGGAUUGAGUCAUUUGAGAUACCUUGCCACAGAGGAUCAGAUAAGAAAAGCUUACCGUGAGACUGCUUUGAAAUACCAUCCUGACAAGCAGGCUGCACUUCUUCUUGCUGAGGAAUCUGAAGCUGCAAAACAGGCAAAGAAGGAUGAAAUAGAAAGCCACUUUAAGGCAGUCCAAGAAGCAUAUGAGGUUUUGAUUGACCCUGUGAAGAGAAGGAUAUAUGACUCCACAGAUGAGUUUGAUGAUGAAAUCCCAUCCGACUGUUCCCCACAAGAUUUUUUCAAGGUCUUUGGUCCAGCUUUUAUGAGGAACGGAAGGUGGUCAGUUAAUCAACCAGUACCAUCUUUAGGUGAUGAGAGUACUCCAUUAAAGGAGGUCGAUAAUUUUUACAAUUUUUGGUAUAGCUUUAAAAGUUGGAGAGAGUUCCCACAUGCAGACGAGUUUGAUCUUGAACAGGCAGAGUCUCGUGAUCAUAAGAGAUGGAUGGAGAGGCAGAAUGCUAAACUUUCAGAAAGAGCUAGAAAGGAAGAAUAUGUACGAGUGCGCGCUCUUGUUGACAAUGCGUACAAACGAGACCCUAGAAUUCUAAAGAGAAAGGAGGAGGAGAAAGCUGAGAAGCAAAGGAAAAAGGAAGCUAAAUUUCUGGCAAAGAAGUUGCAGGCAGAAGAAGCUGCUAGGGCUGCUGAAGAGGAGAAACGCCAAAAAGAGGAGGAGGAAAAACGAGCUGCUGAAGCUGCAUUACAACAGAAGAAACUGAAAGAAAAAGAGAAGAAGCUCUUGCGCAAAGAGCGGACUCGUCUUAGAACACUUUCAGCAUCUGUUGUAUCCCAGCAUUUGCUUGAUCUCUCUGAGGAGGAUGUGGAAAGUCUGUGUAUGUCACUUGAUAUUGAGAAGCUGAAAAGUUUGUGUGAUAAGAUGGAAAGCAAGGAAGGGCUGGAACAAGCAAAAGUUAUUAGGAGUGCACUUGGAAUUGCUGAUGAAUGUGAGGAAAAGAAACAAGAUGAGAAGAAUAAUUUGCAGCAGAAUGGUUCUGUGGAGGCUAAUGGAAGUAUCCCUUUAAAAAGCUUUGAGAAGAAGGAGAAGCCUUGGGGAAAGGAAGAGAUUGAGCUUUUAAGAAAAGGAAUGCUGAAAUAUCCCAAAGGAACAUCUAGAAGGUGGGAGGUUAUUUCAGAGUACAUUGGCACAGGAAGAACUGUGGAAGAAAUUCUAAAGGCAACCAAAACAGUCCUCCUCCAGAAGCCUGAUGAUUCCAAAGCUUUCAAUUCUUUUCUUGAGAAGAGGAAACCUGCACAGUCCAUUACUUCUCCCCUUACAACUAGGGAAAAUGUGGAAGGGGUAUCGGCUCCUCAGGGGGCUGAAAAUACAGCUGCAAAGGUGGAUAUCCCAGAAGAGUCUUCAAGUUCAAAUAGUCCUAUGGAUGUGUCUGCUGCAAAUGGGGUUUCUUUGAUUUCUGACCAAGAUGUGUGGUCUGCUGUACAAGAAAGGGCAUUGGUUCAGGCUCUGAAAACCUUCCCCAAGGAAACCAGUCAACGCUGGGAGCGAGUUGCAGCUGCUGUUCCUGGAAAGACUCUAAAUCAGUGUAAGAAAAAGUUUGCACUGCUUAAGGAGAACUUUAGAAACAGGAAAACCGUGGCUUAGUUUUUUCAGUUGCCUCCUGCUUCUUAGAAAGAGAAAGCAACAAAUAUGAGUGAGAUUUUUCCAGUUAUCUCAGUUAAAUUUAAUUCUUAUCUUAUUCAAAGGCAUCCUUCUCUUGAAGGAUUAUUAUUAUAUGGUAAAAGAGAGAAAUUCUUAUGUCUGGAGUCUUACCAUCAGUCCAGUGUUGUUACCGGUACAGGAAUUUAUAGCUAAUACUUAUUGGGAGGGAGAACCGUUUAGAUAUAGAUAUUAGAAAAUACAAAAUUUGUUGAUAUAUGGUCGUAGAAGGUGCUUCAUCUUGAUGGAGAUUGAGAUUAAUUUUGUAAGCUUUUUAUCUUCUUGUUACCAGUUAAGGGCAUUAUAUUAUUGUCUUGGUUUAAUUCUAUGUUUUUAUUGAGAUUAAUUUUGUAAUCUGCUAUCUUUCAGAGUCAAGACUAAUAGAAGCAUAUGAUUUUAGACA